Molecule: messenger RNA, 2136 nt
Organism: Tripterygium wilfordii
Lineage: Eukaryota; Viridiplantae; Streptophyta; Magnoliopsida; Celastrales; Celastraceae
Product: probable serine/threonine-protein kinase PIX7
Exons: 6
Coding region: 460-1944 (494 amino acids)
Biological process (GO): protein phosphorylation
Molecular function (GO): protein kinase activity; ATP binding
Source: RefSeq, a predicted model, not a curated record
CAGAUAUGAAUGCGAUAUUUCUUCUUUCUGUGUAUCUUUUGGAAGUUUUGUUUUGAUACCAUUUUUAAAACAGAGAUUUCUGUGACUCUUUUAGAGCAGACAAUUCCCAGGCUGAACUGAGAAUUUUUGUUUUGUUUUGUUUUUUUCUUCUAGGAAGAAUACCCAUUUGGUUUCUAAUUUCAGGUCUCUCUCAAACUUUGAUCAGUCUUUUGUCUCCUCUUGAUCUCAUUCAUGUGAUCCAGCUCUUCUCUAUCACAACUGGGUUUCCUCUUUUAGCAAUCAUACAUUUGUGGGUUUUGAAGGGAAGGAAGAAUUUAUGAAGAAUUUUGCUACUUUUGGUGGCGACCGUUUGUUUUUGUUGAGGUUGUGACUAAAAGGGGAAAUAGUUGUGGUGGUGGUGGUGGGAUUUUGGGGGUGUUUAAUGAUAUCUGGAUUUGGGCAUUUAGGGUUUGUGGGAGCAUGGGAUUAGGCAAUCUAGAAGAUAAAGUGAGGCAGCCUUGGAGAUUGUGCGAAUCAAGGGGCAGAAAGAAGCAGAAGAAGGAUUUUGAUGAUAACGGGGGUGAUGCUGUGAGGGGGACAUGUUGUUGGAUUAAGUUCAGGUUUAUAGGAAGCUGCAUUUCAAGAUCCAAAGUUGAGAGCUCUGUUAGUGGGAUCAGUACCCAUUAUGGGUCAGCGGAAAGUAAAUUUACAAAUGACACAAGCAGAGACCAACCUGCUGCUCCCACUGUCUCAUCUACGACUACUAGUAACGCAGAAAGUAAUUCAUCCACUUCCAAACUUGAAGAGGAGCUUAAAAUUGCUUCUCGGCUCCGAAAAUUUACUUUUAAUGAUCUUAAAUUGGCCACAAGAAAUUUUAGACCCGAGAGUCUUCUGGGAGAGGGUGGUUUUGGUUGUGUCUUCAAAGGUUGGAUUGAAGAAAAUGGAACUGCUCCGGUGAAACCUGGCACUGGUCUUACUGUUGCUGUUAAAACACUCAACCAUGAUGGACUUCAGGGUCACAAAGAAUGGCUGGCUGAAGUGAACUUUCUUGGGGAUCUUGUUCAUUCUAACUUGGUUAAAUUGAUCGGUUAUUGUAUUGAAGAUGAUCAAAGACUGCUUGUCUAUGAGUUCAUGCCUCGAGGAAGUUUGGAGAACCACCUCUUCAGAAGAUCCCUGCCUCUUCCAUGGUCCGUAAGGAUGAAAAUUGCCCUAGGUGCAGCAAAGGGUCUUGCCUUUCUUCAUGAAGAAGCAGAAAGACCGGUGAUAUAUCGUGAUUUUAAAACCUCGAACGUCCUAUUAGAUGCGGACUACAAUGCUAAACUUUCUGAUUUUGGACUUGCAAAGGAUGGUCCUGAGGGGGAUAAAACCCAUGUCUCAACCCGUGUAAUGGGAACAUAUGGUUAUGCUGCCCCAGAAUAUGUGAUGACUGGACAUCUUACAUCAAAGAGUGAUGUCUACAGUUUCGGUGUAGUUUUACUUGAAAUGUUGACUGGUAGGAGAUCUAUGGACAAGAACCGUCCUAAUGGGGAGCAUAACCUUGUUGAAUGGGCUCGUCCCCAUCUACGAGAGAGAAGAAGAUUCUACAGAUUGAUUGACCCACGUCUGGAAGGCCAUUUUUCUAUAAAAGGUGCCCAGAAAGCAGUACAGAUUGCUGCUCAUUGUCUUAGCCGUGAUCCCAAAGUUAGGCCUCUUAUGAGUGAAGUUGUUGAAGCUUUGAAGCCUCUGCCCAACCUCAAGGACAUGGCAAGCUCAUCUUACUAUUUUCAGACCUUGCGUGCUGACCGAAUCGGGUCCAGUCCAAAUGCUAGAAAUGGCAUUCUAACACAAGCAGGGUCUCUGUCGAGGAAUGGUCAGCAACAGAGGAGCCUUUCUAUACCCAACGGCUCCCAUGCUUCUCCGCUUCACUAUCAGCAUCCGCAUCAAUCACCCAUACCCAAUGGCAAACCACAAGCAUUGGGUCAGUAAUUACCUACUUUUUUUUUCAUUCCUUUCUAAUUCAUUUCACUCUCUUUUCCCCCCUCAUCAUAGAUGUAAUCUUUUCAUUUGGAUGCCAAGGGACUACAUUACUGGCUUAGUUUUACCAUUAGGAGAAGCAAAAGGAUCUCCUUUCCUUUCUCAUAUCACAUUUUCAGCCCUCUAUAUAUAACUAUAAGUCCA